AACACACAACACUAUAUUCUCCGUUAACCUUCAUCUGAUACCACUACACCAACGCUUUCCCUGGAUACAACAUAUGGAGUUUCUACAGACACCCUUUUUACAUAUCAAGUAGAGCCAUCUCCGAGAAGGGACUUGUGAUAUUUCUGUUUUCCCACUUACUAGGACUUUGGUUUCUGCUAAAUUAGAUCUAAAACCCUUAGAUUCCAGGCCAUGUUUCGACACAAAAAAUAUAAUCUCCCGCCAGACUCUAUUUCCCCGAAGAACAAGGUUGAAAAGAUGCUUAACGACCAAGAAAACUAUGAUACUUUUGAAUAUGAGCAAUCUGAUGGGGAGAUGUAUGAACCGCUUUCCGACACUAUUGUUGCACCCAAGCUGAAUGCUCCACCCCUGCCACCUGCACGGAACAAAUUGAAGCAAGAUACACAGAAAAAGCCAUUAGGUCUACCAAAACAUUCCAAACAGGACUUCAGAAGUGGAUCACUCCCAAGAAUCAAUCCAAUCAUCCCACAGGUUCCAGAUUGUGAUGAAAAUUAUGAAGAGUUUCCUUGCCAGAUGCUGGAUGAUCCCCAGGAAGAGAACUACGAAUGUUUUGAUAAUGAUUUGGUGGAAAAUGAUCCACCCGUGAAAAUAAAGCCACCCUUGCCAGGUCGAAGAUUCCUCAAAGAAAAACUUAAAGCCGAGACAAAACCACAACCAAUUGUCCCAAAAUUUUCAGCCAGUGGAGAAAGUCCAAGCCAGGGCAUAAAUUUUAAGGGAUUAGUUCAUCAUUUUAACACAAUUGCACAAGGUGAGACUGCAUGCACUCCUUCCCUGGGUGAAUUACUGCAUGCACGCAAUAAUCUAAGAACUACAGGCAACGAGGAUAGGGUUUCUAUUCAUACAGAGUCUGAACCCACCUUCAAACGUCCUGAUUUAACAAAAAGCAAAGAGAAGCCUCAACCAGCAUCAAAACCUUCGUUUAUGUCUGAAAUAAAUAACAAAGUGAAAAACUUCACCUUACCGGGAAAGGAGCCUUCCUCAAUGAAUCAAAAGAAAAGCAUAGGCUCUGAUUACACAAAUACAGCUCCCAAGAGGAACAGUUUUGGCAAUUCAUCAAUCCCACAACCAAGUAACACAGAGCAGGAUGACACAGAUGAUGAAGACCCAAGAGAGGUUUACGCUGAUGCUUGUGAUGCCCGGUUGUUCCUGCAAAAUAAACCAUGGUACUUUGGAAAAUUAGGCCGUAAAGCAGAGGAAAGUUUACUGAAUGAAAUUAAACAGAAUGGUGCCUUCUUGUUGAGAGACAGCAGCCAAGCAUCAGUCACUCAUCCAUUUACAUUGACUGUUUACUCCAAUGACCAUUUUUACCGACUCAAAAUCCGACAUCUUGAAAGUGGAAAAUUUGUUGUUGGAGAGAAAAAGGACUCAGAAAUUGAAUUCAACACUAUUCAAGAUCUGAUUACCUACUACGAAACGGAACCCCUACUUCUGCUGGCGGCGGCCAACAACAGCAACUCUUGCACGACUCUAAAGUACAUUCCAGAGAAAGCUAAGACACCCAGCGUUUGACUGGUUUACCCUGCAACACAUUUGAUUCAUUAACAUUAUUCCACAUUUGAUUGCUUGAUGUUAUGUAAUUGUGACUGGUUACAGUAAUCAAUAUAUAUGUUUCUUUAUUGAUUGAUACAUUUCUUUACUAUGUAUGUAUGUAUGUAUGUAUGUGUGUGUGUAUGUGUGUGUAUAUAU
This is a messenger RNA of Octopus sinensis (East Asian common octopus), 1725 nucleotides long. RefSeq names its product B-cell linker protein. Lineage: Eukaryota; Metazoa; Mollusca; Cephalopoda; Octopoda; Octopodidae. The transcript is spliced from 19 exons. Gene Ontology annotation, biological process: intracellular signal transduction; cell surface receptor protein tyrosine kinase signaling pathway. The coding region runs from base 211 to 1548 and encodes 445 amino acids. The record is from RefSeq and is a predicted model, not a curated record.